Molecule: messenger RNA, 1817 nt
Organism: Pomacea canaliculata
Lineage: Eukaryota; Metazoa; Mollusca; Gastropoda; Architaenioglossa; Ampullariidae
Exons: 6
Coding region: 105-1367 (420 amino acids)
Source: RefSeq, a predicted model, not a curated record
AAACAAGAAACCCUGAAAAACAAUCACCACGUCUACACCUUUCUUUUAUUACAAUCAAUGAGUUCUGCAGUUAUCUCCCUUAGCACUACGACAUUUCAUAUGUGAUGUCAGCGCAAGAGCCGAUAAUGUUGUUACGUAGACAGGUCGUGGGACUCGAGGUUUGCUGUGCCAAGAGCGCUGCCUCCAUGAACCAGUUCCUCGUGUGUUUUAUUAGCUAUGCUUCGGUUGUGGCCGUGAAAAUCACACUUCACCCGCCCAGCCAGGUUGUUUAUUUUGACAGAAUGGGUCGAAGCUUGGGUGGUCUGCACGUGAACUGCAGUCUGGGUGACACUCAAGCUCAGAAGGUGUAUGCCAUGGAGGUAUCCCGGGUCACUUCAUAUCCUCCUAAGUUCCAGGUGUUGGCCAGUGCUUCUGUACUUAAUGACCUGUCGCACGCCCGGGUCAACACCGAGGUGCUACAGGGCAGAAAUGCUUCAGCGACGGGAGGCAUCAAUUCCUACAGACCUACAGAUAGUGCCAUAGAGCUGCUGGUCUGUCAUGUGCAGCUUACUUUGGGGGCGAUGACCUGCACGGACAGCGGUAAAUAUGUCUGCGUCAUCUAUUUCUCCAACAGCAACGACCCCGAUGGUACCCCGAAAAUUGUGUACAAGUAUGACUCGACAAAUGUUUAUGUUGGAGAGCAUCCGUCGGUGGCUGUGGCCAGAGCCCUGACCAAACCCACCACCACGUUACGGGUAUACCAACCAGGAGAAGUCAUAAAUAUCACAUGCAGAGCUUUCGUGGGAUCCACACCCGUGACAUGGGUUUGGGAAGAAAGAAUCAUUUACCCCACCCCUGCUAACAGCUCCUUUCAGCCAAUGAAGGUCCUCAGAGUUUCCAAUGCACUUCUUCUGAAGUCUAAAAACAAAUGUCGGACUUUGGGCUCCUCAGUGAUAUCCUACACAGUGCCCAAUGCCACGGAGGAAACGCGACAGAUGAGGUGCAAAGCGACUACCAAUGAAUCUUCCUUCGAGAAGCUCGCGGGAACUUUUACCUACUUCAUCGGUACAAAGCCAACGAACGCCACAGUACCCGACAUAGAGCUGUACCCGCCUCGUCUGGACGGUGUCUAUACGAACGCCUCGUCCCUUCAAGCUUAUCAAUCCCAGGCUGGGAGGGGACGGGAAGUCAUCGGGUACGACAGUUUGUGGUACCUCCUGGGCUUCGUGGCAGCCACAACACUCUUCAUCGUCGUCCUCUUCCUCACCUUGUGGGGGGUGUCCCGCUGGAAGCAGAGGAGCAACUACAUCUCCAGACACGCCAUCGUGUACCACCAGCGCGGGGUGGACCGAGGCUGGGGUCCGGGACACGAGUACAUCGUAGAAUGAACCAUGUUAGAAGUCGGUGGAGGAGCUGUGGAGAAUUUCUUCCAGAAAUCCACAACCACAGCAAGUAGUUGUCGUCAAAACCAAGCCAACAAAAUCAAAUCAAAAGAACAGAAAUUUUUUUUUUUUGGCUCAAGGUGUGUGGACUCACUUUGUCUAAAGGCCAUGACCUUUUCCAUUGACCUCACGUGACAUUUGUAAAAAGUGACUUUUAAAGCUAGGAAACACUAUACAGAAAAUUACUGACAUUCGAACAGUUGUUAUGAGUUAUUAUAUUUUUAAAUUCUUGACACCUUUUACUUGAUAUACAACUUCAUCUAUUUCACAUGCGUGAACUUUUUAUUAUCGCCUGUGAUUGAGGAAUAUAAUAAUUAAACUUUUUGUGUGUUAAAUAACAGACGUGGACAAUAAACUUAGUAUUUGAUAUAGAUUGAAAUAAAAAUUUAUACAAGC